AUUGGCUGCUCUGAACAGGGCAAGCUGGGCGCGAGUUUUGGCAGCGGGAGGCGUCCGGAGCGGUAGGAUGGCGACACCGAGAAGCUUUGGAUCCCCGGGGUCCCCGGGUGUAAAACAUUCAAAGAACACUCUGGGAAGAGCACAUUCCAGGAAACACAAAGCUGAUCAAAAGCACAAGCCUAAGGACGUGUUUGACUUUCCUAAUAAUUCUGAUGUCUCAAGCAUGCUGGAAGAAAUGGAGGAAGAAGAGGAACCGUAUGAAACCUUCGACCCUCCUCUGCACAGUACUGCUAUCUAUGCUGAAGAGGAACUGUCCAGACCCUGCGGGUCCUCUGCCUCUCCGGCCACUCACGCAAGAGAAGAGGCAGAAGGUACGGCUCCUGUGGACCCCUCUGCAAACGAAGCAGGUGGAAACAAGUCUGUGAAGAUGAGUGCGAAAAAGCCAAGGAGAAGGCUGGAUCCCAUCAGCGACGAGUCUGAGAGCUCCGAAGAUGAUGUAAGGAGGAGAGUGGGGUCCCUGGAGAGAGCAGGAGAACAGCACCAGGCUGCUCCGGCAGCGUCUUCGGCAGCCCCUGUGAAGCCAGCCGCGCGAACCACUCCUAAGAGGACAAGACCCCACAGCACUCGGCCCUCCACUGCAGAGGAGACUCCAGCGAUACAAAGACAGCGGAAAACUCAGAAGGAAGUGAGGCUGUCUCCUGGCAGAAGGAAGAAACCAGGGAGCAAAGCCACAGACCCGGAUGCUUCCGAAAGUAUGCAUAUUUGGUGUCUAGAAGGAAAGAGACGUGGUGACAUCAUGGAGUUGGAUGUUAUUUUGUCUGUCUUUGAGAAAACCUUCCUGGAGUAUAAACCAAGAGUAGAAUCUGAAAGGUGUAAUGAAGCCAUCAACGAUUUUUAUUUUAAAAUUAAAGGAGAACUCAUCAGAAUGCUUAAAGAAGUCCAGGUGCUGAGAGCUCUGAAAAGGAAGAACGCCAAGAUGAUCUCCGACAUGGAAAAGAGGCGGCAGCGUUUGAUCGAGGUCCAGGAUGAACUGCUUCGAUUAGAACCACAACUGAAACAACUACAAAAACAAUAUGACAACCUUAAGGAGAGAAAGUCAUCACUGAAGAAUUCUAUGCAUUUCUUAUCUAAUUUAAAACAGCUGUAUCAAGACUAUUCAAAUGUCCAAGAGAAAGAACCAAAGAAAAAGGAGAAGUAUGAUUCAUCUAGCCUUCCAGCUCUGUUGUUUAAAGCAAGAACGGUGCUGGGAGCCGAAAAACACCUGAAAACCAUCAACUAUCAGCUGGGGAAGCUCCUCGAGCAGGACCGAGAAGACAUUCGCUGAGUCAGCCCCUGCUGCCAUCUCCGGAAACCGCACCUUGAUAACCAAACGUCCGUUCCGAUAAUAAGUGUGCCUACUCCUCAGAAUUUAUUACCAUUUGUCAUCCAAACUAAAUUACACCAGUUCAACUGCCUAACGGUUUCAGAAGCCAUAGUUAUAGUUCUGAUUAUUGUUAAUAAAUUUCAGUCUCUUGACAUGUUA
Messenger RNA from Peromyscus leucopus (white-footed mouse), 1522 nucleotides. RefSeq names its product centromere protein U (gene Cenpu). Gene Ontology annotation, cellular component: nucleus. The record is from RefSeq and is a predicted model, not a curated record. The transcript is spliced from 13 exons. The coding region runs from base 68 to 1324 and encodes 418 amino acids. NCBI's taxonomy places the organism in Eukaryota, Metazoa, Chordata, Mammalia, Rodentia, Cricetidae.